This is a messenger RNA of Glarea lozoyensis ATCC 20868, 1272 nucleotides long. RefSeq lists its product as uncharacterized. Lineage: Eukaryota; Fungi; Ascomycota; Leotiomycetes; Helotiales; Helotiaceae. The transcript is spliced from 2 exons. The coding region runs from base 1 to 1272 and encodes 423 amino acids. The record is from RefSeq and is a predicted model, not a curated record.
AUGGAUGUUCAUGUCAUAUCCAAGAAGGAUAAUAGUGUGCAUACGACUAUCACACUAGAGAAUGAAGGUCUGGGUGAGCUAGGCAGCAAUUCUGUUAGGGUCAAGACAAAGUUGAUUAGUUUGACGUCGAAUAAUUUGAGUUAUGCGAGAGGAGGGAGUUUCCUUGGUUGGUGGAACACUUACCCUGUCCCUUCAUCCCUUCCCGAGCCUUACAACGAUACCAACGAUUGGGGUAUCGUUCCAGCCUGGGGAUUUGCAACCAUCACCAAGUCAAACAUCCCAGAACUUGCCAUAAACUCGACACUCUACGGCUUCUGGCCAACAUCAGCUGCACUAAUCGACUUAAAACUUGAACCAUGGAUGCAAAAGGGUUAUUUCACCGAAACAUCACCUCAUCGAGCAAAGUUGAUGACCGUCUACAAUCGGUACCAUGUUGUCUCUGAACCACUUCCCUCAGCCGAUGAAUUAGCAUGGCGAUCGCUGUUCUUUCCAGUCUGGCAAACGGGUCAUCUCUUAAGCCAAUACGUCUUCCCAGCUCCGAGUCAAUCUCAAAUUCCAAUACACCCACUUGGCAUGGGUGACGCGUGGAGCAAAGAUGAUGCCAAUCUCACAUCUGCUCUGGUGAUUAGCUUGAGUGCAAGUAGCAAGACUGGGAGAUCAUUUGCAUGGCAUUUGAGCAAGCGAGCGAAUGGUACCGGACCAUUAGGACUCUUGCAAGUCUCCUCCAUUCCCGAUGCUAUCUCCAACGCCGCCGAAACGAUGAGACUGGGCUUCCCUCAAAAAUCAGUAAGCUAUACUGAUCUCGAAAAUACCAUCUCUUCGAACUGGCUCACCGAUCUCAAAGCCGAGAAAAUCGUCAUCUUCGAUUUCGGAGCAAGAGACGGCGUGCUUGAAAUGCUCGCCGACACCCUUUACUCUCAUCCUACUCUCAUGGGUUCUCGAGUCGUGAUUCUUCAGGUCGGCUCUGAGCAGAAAGUGUAUAGCUCGACCGAGCUUGCGGAAUCUCAGGCCGCGUUUAAGAAGCUUUCGAAGAUUCAGGUUAAUACUUCGACGAUUAGGGAUUCGAUUCUUGCUACGGAGGCUGGGAAGCAUUAUUUUGAGGAGUCGGAUAGAUUGUGGAAUGAAUGGAGCAGAGAUCGCGAGAAUGUAUGCCUUGGUAUGAAGUUGGUGUGGGGAGAGGGGGUGAAAGGUGGGGAUGGGCUUGAAGGGGGGUGGGACAGGCUGUGUAAGGGAGCUGUUGGAGCGAACCAGGGGCUGGUUUAUAAUCUCUGA